Molecule: messenger RNA, 780 nt
Organism: Rhagoletis pomonella (apple maggot)
Lineage: Eukaryota; Metazoa; Arthropoda; Insecta; Diptera; Tephritidae
Exons: 1
Coding region: 1-780 (259 amino acids)
Source: RefSeq, a predicted model, not a curated record
AUGGCACCUGCAAGCGUAUCGAACGCACACUCAAGCGCUCAAGAAACUGUUUUAGUAAAAAAUAAGGCUGGAUUGUUCAUCCCUUGUCGUGCUAUAUUAGACUCAGCUUCACAACUUAAUUUUGCUACAAAAAGGUUGUCCAACCAACUACAGGUGAAUAAAUCGAAAUUCCCAAUAGCAGUUUCGGGAAUUGGUGACUCAGGUAUAACAGUUGAUUACACCAUCGAUGUUACCUUUAAAUCUAUCCACAGCGAUUACACGAACACUAUUACGGCAUCUGUUAUUCCAAUCAUUACUGAACGGCAGCCAAACACAACUUUCAGCACCUCGCAAUGGAAAAUACCUGAUAAUAUCAAAUUUGCCGAUCCGUCAUUCAAUACUUCUCGUCGAAUUGACCUCUUAAUUGGAGCCAGCAUAUUUUUUGAUUUGUUGUGUGUUGGCCAAUUACGUCUUAAGGAACCAACAUACAUUUUGCAAAAGACACGUCUUGGCUGGAUCGUCUCUGGUGGUAAACAAGGCUCCAUCAUGAACUCGUUGUGUGCAGUGGCAUCAAAGCUCGUCGAAGGAAACGAACCGCAUGAAUCUCUUGAUCAACUGGUGCGCGGUUUUUGGGAGACGGAAAAUUGUCUGGAAGGAACUACGAAGGUAACGAAAGAAGAAUUUAAUUGUGAAAUGCACUUCCAGGCAAACUAUUGUCGUUUGGGUACUGGUGAGUAUUCAGUCCGCCUUGCGACGACUGAUCUCUCUGGAACGACGUCUGCAACGACACGACAACGUUAG